GGGGGGAAAACGCGCUGAAAGAAGCCUGGCAUAGUUUUGUGGGGAUUGUGGGAAAAGAUGUAACGGAGCUCGCAGGCGCUCUCACAGGGAUGGAAACCUGGAUUACUGUCCCUGCUGAAACACACUGUGGAUGUCUGAGUGAAACCGGAGGAGAUGCGCAAGAAAUGACUGGAUUCUAAAGAGCCUUUUUCUUUCGCAAAAUGGGAACUAACUGCUCAUUUUCGCUCUAGUGCAAAGCUCUCUGUGGGUGUGUGUGGGAUGUCGUGUCAGGGCUGAAGCCCGUCCCUCUCCCAUGAGCCUGUGUGCCCACACACACACCUGGCGCCUCCACGCACACACCCGGCGCCCACGCACGCACAGCCGGCACUGACGCUGUGAACUGGACCCUCUGAGCCCAGCGGAGCCAAGUGGAGCGGAGUCUAGCCCAGUUGGAGCCUGAGGAUGUCAACAGAGACAGAGCUACAGCCAGCGGUCAGGCCCAGCAGCAUUAGACGGGACUCCAAGAGGAAAGGGCAGGAUCGCAGUGAGGCGGCUCUCAUCAGACGUUUUAAAGGCGAUGGCGUACGCUACAAGGCCAAGCUCAUCGGCCUGGACGAGGUCACUGCAGCCCGUGGAGACAAACUCUGCCAAGACUCGAUGAUGAAGCUCAAGGGUAUUGCUGCAGCAGCACGGUCCAAAGGAGAACACAAACAGAAGGUGUUUCUGACUGUUUCCUUUGGUGGGAUCAAGAUCUUUGAUGAGAAGUCAGGGGUCCUCCUACACCACCAUGCAGUCCAUGAGAUCUCCUACAUCGCCAAGGACAUCACAGACCACCGAGCUUUUGGAUAUGUCUGCGGGAAGGAAGGGAACCACCGCUUCAUGGCUAUCAAGACGGCACAGUCGGCCGAGCCUGUGAUUCUGGACCUGCGGGACUUGUUCCAGCUCAUCUAUGAGAUAAAGCAGAGGGAGGAGAUGGAGAAGAAGGCCCAGAAGGACAAGCAGUGUGAGCAGGCCGUCUACCAGACAAUAUUGGAGGAGGAUCUGGAGGACCCAGUCUACCAGAACGGACAUCAUCAAGUCACCCCCCACCACCUCCAUCAUCAUCAUCAUCAUCAUCAUCAGCAGCAGCAGCAGCAGCAGCAGCAGCAGCAUCAUAAUUAUAAUCAACCCCUUAAACAACAACAACAAACUGAACCACAGCAGCAACAGCAGGCAGUGGCAGAUCUGAUAGAUCUGGGAAUGGUGACUCAGAAUAUCAACCAAUUAGAGAUUUUUGGAGACAUGUCCACACCACCUGACAUCACCUCUCCAUCGACUCCCGCCUCUCCAGCCAACACCCUUGACCCCACGCUGGGCCUGCAGCCUCCCACAGAACUGUUUGCGCCGUUCAAUCCUGCAUCAGUGCCCUCAGGUUAUGUGACAAUGGGAGCAGUUCCCCCCGGCCACUGGUCCCAGCAGGCAUUUGCUGCACAGACACCGUUGGCCUUUGGAGUCCAGUCUCCACUAGGCCCAGUAGCUCAGGUGCUGCCAGGCGGCCAGCCUCUCAUCUGGGGCCAGGCGAACAUCUUCCCUGCCACCCAGCAGCAGUGGGCAGCCAUGGCAGCCGGAGCCUUCUCCCCCACAGCCUACCUCCCCGCCCAGCCAGUGGGCACACUGCCCACCGCCAUGUUCCAGACUCUCACCCCCGUCACAACUGUGACUCCAGCUGGCGAGAGCCAUUCAGCUGCUGGAGCAAGCGCUUCAGCACCUUCCCCUUCGGCGUCAUCGAGUCCGCAGCACGAGGAGAGAGGGAAGAAGAUGACCAAGGAGAUGUUCAAGGAUUUUCAGCUGGCGAAGCCUCCAGCCAUGCCGUUAAAGAAGGCUGAACAGCCCAACUUAGCAGGAACCUCAGAGGCAUUCAGCACUUACUUCAGCCGCGUGGGCACUGCCCAGGACACGGACGACUGUGAUGACUUUGACAUUUCACAAAUGAAUCUGACACCAGUCACGUCCACGACACCAUCCACCAACUCACCACCCACCCCGGCUCCCAGGCAGAGCUCUCCCUCCAAGUCUUCAGCCUCCCAUGUCAGUGACCCCCCCACCGACGCCACAGACCCCCCCACAGACGACUCAUUCGGGGAAGCGGAGGGCAGCCCUAGUCGCAGUGGAGAGGAAGAUGCUGCGUGUGGUUCUGGGUCGCCCUGCCCCAGUGAAACAGCAGAUCCCAGCCCAGACCAGGACAGUCCAGAGGCUGGGAGCUAGAUAGAGGAAGGGCAGGAAGGGGAAAGACCCUCUCUACGCCCAGAUCAACAAAGGGAAGAAAUAGAGACACAAAGGAAGACAGACCUGACUCCCACUGAGAGAACACGAGGAGAACCCUGUGUGUGUGUGUGUGUGUGUGUGUGUGUGUGUGUGUGUCCUUCUUCUCCUCUGGCUAACAAGUCCCUGGGAGGAGCCUCCACACUUCACCUGUCCCCCAUCUCCUCCGUCCCUACUGUGCUCCUCCUCCCCUCCUCCUGAGGGGAGAGGACCGUCUAAGUCAGUCACUCCAGGCAGGAGGGAUGUCAAUCAGUCCUGUUCUCCCCCCAAUGCCAUUGUCCUCUCCUCCUCUCUCUCCUCCCUGUGGUGACUCACACCCGGCCUUAUAGACAAAAACCUGACCCUCCCUUUCUAUCUCUCUCUCUGUCUCUCCCACCACUCCUUCCUCCUCCUCCUCCUCCUCGCUGUCUUCUUGUCUUCUCACACACCUCCCUCUGCCUCCUGUGUCUGGCCAGAGUCUGUGCUGCCAAGGAGGGACUGAAUCAAGCAGUGCCUCUCUAUCUCCGACACCCACCUACACACAUGCACGCUCAUUGGGAUUAGAGUGUUCAUCUUUCCUUUUAACGGACAGAAACUCCAUCUGUAGCAAGGACGUCCCACAGGAGGAGCCAGACUCUUAACGGGCCUCUCGGGGAUGGCGCAUCACUGGGAUCGCUGCUUCUGAUUGGUUGUUGGUUCAGACAAUUUUUCACCGUUCUCGUGAGUGUCUGCUGGAUCACUAUGCAGAGACAGACUCCCUGGGAGCUACUCACACACCAACUACUCUUAUGCUGUGCACAGUAAUCAGCUACACCACACACACACACACACACACACACACACACACACACACACAGUGAUUUGCCUCACCUCGCAGACAGACUCCUUCAGAAGCCAGAGAACGGACCCAGAGAGGGAAGUGUUGCAAGUCAAACAGAUCCUGUGAUCGAACUGUUCAUUCUCUAUAGCUUUUGUACAAUACCGAUUUAAAAGAAGAAAAGAACAAAUUGAAAAAUGUAAUUUUUAUUUUAUAAGUCAAUCAAGCCGCUGGAGUCAGCUCUAUAGGAGUUAUAGAGUCACCUUGGCUUUAAGGCAUCUGAUCGUUGGUUUGCCAAACUCAUUUUGUAAAUAAUAACAACAACAACAACCGUUUUGUCCGCUGGACGUCUGUGCCAUAAAAUAGGAAGGCUUCAGUUAUGCAAUCUCUUGACAUUAACCCAAGCAAUACCAACAUAUGUAUUUCUUUUUCCUGUCCUCCCACUUCAUUUUGAUUCUCCCCCAAAAUCGUUGUUUGUUUUUCUUGUGCAUGGACGUAAUUGUUUUUUGUCUUCGCCUCACCAACUAAUCUAGCUCUAAACCCUGCACCAUGUCCCACUAUCCCAUGUUAUUAUGUCCCAAUAUUUUAUAUUGUCUCUGUACCACAAGCCUUUACUCCUGUGUUGCAGGCCGGAGACUCUGUCUCCUUCACUGUAGCCCGCUCAGCUCCUGCUCUCCAUCCCGUCCUCCCACUGUAGUCAUAUACUGUGAUGCUCUGCCCAUCUGUCUGUCUGUUGUUCAGGUGCCAAAACCGCUGCUGUCCAACCAUUUGUGCGUGGACUGCAGCAUCCUCUGCUACAGCUACAUCAAGUGUGAUGCCAAUGACUCCCUAUUUUAUGGCCAGAGUCCUCAUGUCACUUGAGAAACCUUUUGGACUAUGACUUUGAUUAACUUAACACACACGUGAUAAACUAGAAGACAAGCGAAGAAGCUGAAAUAAAAAGGGAAACAUUGCUGUUUGAGUACAUAACAUUUCUAGACCUGUUUUAACUUUACCUCAGCUAACAGUUUCUUAAUGUAAAUUGACACAUUAUUUUUAUCUUGAGGAAUAUGACAUUCUACAGUGGGUUUUUAGAUGAUUUCUUUUUUCGGUUCCCUCUUGAUUUACGUAUUCCACCAUGUAUUACUGUUACAAAUAAACACAUCCCAAAUGAA
Solea senegalensis (Senegalese sole) is the source of this 4230-nucleotide messenger RNA. RefSeq names its product DAB adaptor protein 1a (gene dab1a). Gene Ontology annotation, biological process: ventral spinal cord development; lateral motor column neuron migration. The record is from RefSeq and is a predicted model, not a curated record. The transcript has 15 exons. Bases 442 to 2223 code for a protein of 593 amino acids. Lineage: Eukaryota; Metazoa; Chordata; Actinopteri; Pleuronectiformes; Soleidae.